Scleropages formosus (Asian bonytongue) is the source of this 2046-nucleotide messenger RNA. It is a transcript of the gene htr1e, whose product is annotated as 5-hydroxytryptamine receptor 1E. The record is from RefSeq and is a predicted model, not a curated record. Gene Ontology annotation, molecular function: G protein-coupled receptor activity. The transcript is spliced from 2 exons. Gene Ontology annotation, biological process: adenylate cyclase-activating adrenergic receptor signaling pathway; positive regulation of MAPK cascade. Gene Ontology annotation, cellular component: plasma membrane. The coding region runs from base 889 to 2028 and encodes 379 amino acids. Lineage: Eukaryota; Metazoa; Chordata; Actinopteri; Osteoglossiformes; Osteoglossidae.
AAGACAGGAGGAGAAAAGUGUUGUUCAGUGUCAUCGCGCACGAGGAGACGCAGUUUCCACCACAUGAUGAUCGUCAUUGCUGAGUUUAUUUAUUUAUUUAUUAUUUACUGCCAUAUCAUCCACAAGCCUUCGCUUCGACUCGCGUCAUUCCCUCAGUGAUCUCACGAGCGCCGCUCGUGUUGGCGCUCCUUCCCCCCCUCAGCCACCGACGCGGACCCUGCAGUCCAGUGGACCACUUCUGGAUCAGUAGACCGCAUGGCUGGAGCCCCACUGGACCGCCACGGGACCACUGGAGCAGCACCCGAGACUGACUGGUGAUCCGAUGAUGACCGCCCCCAAGUGAAGAUCCACCGAGAAUCCAUCGAUGAGGCGCGCUGCUCUCCUCCAGCUGGUGGGCGAAUCACCCAAAGGAGUAGCACUCACAGAGGGGGGCUGGGGGGGUGAGAGACGCCAGUGUGCAGGGGACACCUGAUGCGCGUGCCCGCCGCGCGCCCCCGCGAUGAGAGAUCCAGACCAGUCUAACUUGACUAAACAUCUGCCGUUGACUCAUUAGAGCGGCGCGCUCGCGGGCGACGGGUGGACGGAUGUUCGUUUCUUCAACGUCAGUCAACAACGGUCUCGUGGAGAACCGAGCGCAGUCAACGAAAAAGUCGAGGGGAAGAAGGAGGGCGAUCCUGCUGAACUUGUCCCAAUAUAAGUUGUCGUUUGUGGUCGGGGGACGAGGCGCGCGGAGUGCGCGUGACGGCGAGGCGCUUUAACGGCGCGCGGUCGGCGGUUUCCCGCCUCGAGCGGAAAUCAGAACCAGCUCGAUCCCGACCCAGAGACGCUGCGCCAUGUGCCCCCCGCAGCCUGUCCCCCCUGCUGACAGACACAGCUAGCCCCACCUUGAUGGAGAUGGAGCAGUAUCCUGGGGACGAGUCGGGGCUGGGGAACGUCACCAACUGCUCGGGGGCUCCUGGGGAGGUAGCGAAGGCGACGACGGCGACAGAAACAACACUGCUGGUGCUCCUCCUGGGGGCUCUGACCCUCAUGACCGCACUGGCCAACGGCGGCGUCAUUGCGGCCAUCGGCACCACCAGGAAGCUCCACCUGCCAGCCAACUACCUCAUCUGCUCGCUGGCCUUCACCGACUUCCUGGUGGCCGCCCUGGUGAUGCCGCUGAGCACGCUGUACAUCGCGACGGAGACCUGGUCCCUGGGACGUGUGGUCUGCGAAAUCUGGCUCAGCGUGGACAUGACCUGCUGCACCUGCUCCAUCCUGCACCUGUGUGCCAUCGCGCUGGACCGAUACUGGGCCAUUACUGACGCCAUUGAGUACGCCCGCAAGAGGACCGCACGCCGCGCUGCCGCCAUGGUGGCCAUCGUGUGGACCAUCUCCAUCUUCAUCUCCAUGCCACCCCUCUUCUGGAGGCACAGUCAAGGGGCCAACGCCAGCAAUCGCAGCCGGUGCGUCAUUGAGCACGACCACGUGGGCUACACAAUCUACUCCACUUUCGGGGCCUUCUACAUCCCCAUGGGCCUCAUCCUCAUCCUGUACUACAGGAUCUACAGUGCCGCCAAGACGCUGUACCAGAAGCGUGGCUCCACCCGCUAUCUAAGCAGCCGCAGCACGGACAGCCAGAACUCGCUGGCCAACUGCCGGACAGCACACGCCCUCUGCGUGUCUGACAUGUCCAACUCUGACCCCACACUGGAGUUUGACAAGCUCCACGUGACCAUCCGCAUCCCGCCCUUUGAGGCAGAGGUGGAGGGCUCCAGUGAAAGGAGCCAGAUCUGCUCUUCUCGGGAGAGGAAGGCUGCCCGCAUCCUAGGUCUCAUCCUGGGUGCCUUUGUGCUCUGCUGGCUGCCCUUCUUCAUCAAGGAGCUGCUGGUAGGCCUGCACCUCGUGCACCCGUCACCUCAGCUCUCUGACUUCCUCACCUGGCUGGGCUACGUCAACUCGCUCAUCAACCCCUUGCUGUACACCAGCUUCAAUGAGGAUUUCAAGCAGGCCUUUAAAAGAUUGCUGCGGUGCAAAGACCACGCAUAGACACCCCCGGCACCGAUA